UUAUUAAGAAGUGUCAAGAUAAACUUUUCAAAAGGUUCCUAAAAAAGUAUUAAUAGGAAUAUACAUAUCUGAGACUAAAUAUGACAGAAAUUGGGGAGGAAAAACCUUGAUGUCUAGUACAACGUUUCUUGACUUCUCCUUCUACUCUUUUAGUUUAUUGUUGACUUUUGUUAAAUAAUUAUUGUAUAGUGAAUGAAAGGUGGAUAAGAAAGGAUUUUAGUUAUUCGACAUAGUUAAGAUAUCAGAGAGGUGAGGAGAUCCAUUUGAAGUCGAUAAUGGGUGAAAGAAUAUUAGUAGUUCUAUUGCUUGUUUUGAAUUAUUUGUUGGUUGCAGAAGGAGAACAAGCUGAUGGAGAUUUGACCAGCCUUUUGUCUCUUAUGGAUACCUUGAAGAAUACCCCUCCUAAUUGGGUGGGUUCGGAUCCUUGUGAUAGUUGGGAUGGAAUCAAUUGCAAGAAUUCACGUGUUACAUCAAUAACAUUAUCAAGCACUGGUUUGGUUGGUCAACUUUCUGGAGAUCUUGGUUCGCUAUCUGAAUUGGAGACUUUGGAUCUAUCUUACAACAAGGACUUGACUGGACCGCUUCCACAAUCCAUUGGGGAUUUGAAGAAGCUGACAACCUUAAUUCUUGUUGGUUGUAGCUUCAAGGGUCCUAUUCCAGACAGCAUAGGAAAUCUGCAGGAGCUCCUCUUCUUAUCUUUAAAUUCCAAUAGCUUUAGUGGACCAAUUCCGCAUUCAAUUGGUAAUCUAUCAAAGCUUUAUUGGUUAGAUUUAGCUGACAAUCAACUUCAAGGGAACAUCCCGGUAUCUAGUGGCGAUAUAUCUGGUUCUGGUCUUGAUAAGUUACACCAUGCCAAGCAUUUUCAUCUUGGGAAGAAUAGUCUCUCAGGCAGUAUUCCUCCUCAACUUUUUAGCUCGGAAAUGGCUCUGAUUCAUGUGCUUUUGGAAAGCAAUCAACUCACUGGAAACAUUCCAACUACGCUUGGACUAGUUCAGAGUCUGGAGGUGGUGCGCUUAGAUAGUAAUUCAUUAAGUGGAACUGUGCCUCAAAACAUCAACAACCUUACGAAUAUUCAAGAUCUGUUCUUGUCCAACAAUAAACUGUCAGGCUCCUUGCCAAACCUUACUGGAAUGAAUGCCCUCUGCAACCUGGACAUGAGCAACAAUAGUUUUAAACCAUUGGAUUUUCCAGGAUGGUUUUCGACUCUUAAGUCCUUAACAACAUUCUUUUCUUUUCAUGGCAGAAAGAUGGAGAAUACACAACUUCAAGGACAGGUUCCUACUUCUUUGUUUAGGAUUAUCAAUUUACAGACUGUGGUGCUAAAAGACAACAAAAUAAAUGGAACCUUGGAUAUCGGCUCCUCCUACAGCAACCAUCUGCGACUUGUUGAUUUGGAGACAAAUUCAAUUGACAGUUUUCAGCAAAAUGAUGUUCCAAAUGUCAAGAUAAUACUUAAAGAUAACCCACUUUGCCAAGAAAAUGGAGGUGUAGAAAGCUACUGCUCCUCUUAUCAACCCACUGUUUCAUAUUCAACACCAUUAAAUCACUGUCAGCCUGCUACAUGCAGUUCAGAACGGAUAUCUAGUCCCAACUGUAUAUGCGCAUAUCCAUAUACAGGAACCUUAGCUUUCAGGUCACCUUCCUUUUCGGACUUGGAUAACAAAACUUACUACUCCAUGCUUGAGGAGGGUCUUAUGCAGUCCUUUAAGUCUCAUUUUCUACCUGUUGAUUCGGUUUCGCUGAGCCAACCAAUUCAGGAUUCAACUAAGUAUCUCAAAAUGAACUUACAAGUCUUCCCUUCAGGACAAGAUCAUUUCAAUCGAACAGGGACUUUGAGCAUUGGUUUUCUGCUAAGUAACCAGACUUUUAAGCCUCCUAAAGGUUUUGGACCAUUUUAUUUUCUGGCAGAUAAAUAUGAAUACUUUGGGAGCUCUGGAUUGACUGAAUCAAGUAAAUCUUCAAACAUUGGAAUCAUAAUUGGAGCGGCAGUUGGUGGUUUGGUCCUGCUACUGUUAUUACUCCUAUCAGGUCUUUAUGCUUUCCGCCAAAAGAAAAGGGCCGAAAAAGCUAUUGAUCAAAGCAAUCCUUUUAGACGCUGGGAUACCGUUGAGAGCAAAAGUGAGACCCCUCAGUUGAAAGAAGCAAGGAUGUUUUCUUUUGAAGAGCUUAAAAGAUACACCAAAAAUUUUUCUCAAGACAAUGAUAUUGGAUCUGGGGGUUUUGGGAAGGUUUAUAAGGGAACCCUUCCCAAUGGGAAACUGAUAGCUAUAAAACGAGCUCAAAAAGAAUCUAUGCAGGGAAAGAUUGAAUUUAAAGCAGAGAUUGAGCUCCUAUCAAGGGUCCACCAUAAGAAUCUUGUUAGCCUUUUGGGAUUCUGCUUUGCGCGAGGAGAACAAAUGCUGGUUUAUGAGUAUGUUCAAAAUGGAAGUUUAAAGGACGCUCUCUUAGGGAAAUCAGGAAUCGAAUUAGAUUGGAUUAGAAGGCUAAAAAUUGCCCUUGGCACUGCCCGGGGUUUGGCUUAUCUUCACGAACUUGUUAAUCCUCCCAUCAUACACAGGGACAUCAAAUCAAACAAUAUUUUGCUGGAUGAUCGCCUAAAUGCUAAAGUUGCUGAUUUUGGUCUCUCCAAGUCUAUGGUUGAUAGUGAAAAAGAUCAUGUUACCACUCAAGUUAAAGGAACAAUGGGUUACUUGGAUCCAGAGUAUUAUAUGUCUCAACAAUUGACUGAGAAGAGUGAUGUUUAUAGCUUUGGAGUGCUAAUGUUGGAGCUGAUAUCCGCAAAAAGGCCAUUGGCACGAGGGAAGUAUAUUGUGAAAGAGGUUAGGAAUGCACUUGAUAAGACAAAAGAGUUAUAUGGUUUGCAUGAAUUUGUGGAUCCAGCUAUUGGUUUAACGUCCACACUGAUUGGUUUUGACAAGUUUGUGGAUAUGAGCAUGAAAUGUGUUGAAGACUCAGGUAGUGACAGGCCUAAAAUGAGUAUUGUGGUGACAGAAAUCGAGAACAUUUUGAAGUCAGGUGGUACAAACCCCAUUGAUGAAUCACCAUCCAUCUCUUCUGGUUUUGAAGAGGUAAGUAGAGGGAGUUCUAGCCAUCCUUAUAAUAGCAACGACACCUUUGAUUUAAGUGCAGGAUUGCCAUAUCCAAAAGUUGACCCUAUGUAAUCAAUAAAUAAGUACCUCAAAUCUAUGGCACACUAUACAUAUCAAGUAUGUUUGCUAAAUGUUGAUACACUUCGUACACAUGCCAUGCUAAAAGUUGGGUGUCAGUCUAUAUGUAAUGGUGACAUUCCUGUUGGAACAAAAAGUGAACAAAUGUUUAUGUAAUUAAAGUUAAAGACAAUGAAUGAUUCGAGGAAGAAACGUAAUUCCA
This is a messenger RNA of Cajanus cajan (pigeon pea), 3369 nucleotides long. RefSeq names its product leucine-rich repeat receptor protein kinase HPCA1. The record is from RefSeq and is a predicted model, not a curated record. Lineage: Eukaryota; Viridiplantae; Streptophyta; Magnoliopsida; Fabales; Fabaceae. Gene Ontology annotation, biological process: protein phosphorylation. Gene Ontology annotation, molecular function: protein kinase activity; protein binding; ATP binding.